UUUAAGAAAAAAAUUGAAUCAGAUUAAAAUUGUGGAUGGAUUUUUUUGUAAUAACCAGUUAAAUUCGCAAUUUCGUUACAUUUUUUCGGGUUUUUCCAGGAAUUGAACGAGAAAGUGUAAAUGCUGGUGAUGAUGAUAAACAAACUUGAAGCAUCGUAAUUUGUGACCAAAAAUGGUCACUCGGAGUUUCUCGGAGUAAUAAUAAUCGAGACCAGUGCGCUGUGCAUGAUUUUUGUAUCCAACCGACCAAUAUGGGUGGCAUUCCAGUACUGUCCCUACCGAUUCGGCUUUCGAAACGAGGUCUCUCAAUAAGUUUGGAACUAAUGGGACCCAGUUUUUCGGAGCAGCAAUUAUUUCAAUCAGUACGUUGGAUAGAAAAAGAAGUUGAUGAUUUUUUAGAAAAGCGCAUUAUAAUUCAUAGUAAUUUUACUAUGUGCUUCAUUCGAGUGUUUGUUUUUUACGGGCCAGCCGUUCGCGAUUUCGGAACGCGAACAAAAUUAUCGGAUUGUCGGUUUGUCGGAUCGGGAAAAUUUUUUCCUCAGUGUCGGCGAAUGCGCUCGAGCUCCUCAACCUUCCUCGAUUUCGGAUAUUGGACAACGUCGGAGGACAUUGUGACGAAAGCUGCUAACCGGCGAGCUGGCGCACUGUUCGCGGAACGCAAUUUCAGUACAUCUGCCGUGCCGUUAAAUGCAGGCUUUCAGACGCUAAGUGUGAUGCAACCCCUGUGCCGCAUUCGUGGGUGGUGCUACCACCAUGAAUUGAAGUUAAUGAAAAAUAAUUAAAAUAAAUAAAAAUUUUAAUUUGUAACAAAUGAA
Molecule: messenger RNA, 815 nt
Organism: Uranotaenia lowii
Lineage: Eukaryota; Metazoa; Arthropoda; Insecta; Diptera; Culicidae
Exons: 5
Coding region: 252-782 (176 amino acids)
Source: RefSeq, a predicted model, not a curated record